This is a messenger RNA of Scleropages formosus (Asian bonytongue), 1179 nucleotides long. Its product is annotated as solute carrier family 51 subunit beta. Gene Ontology annotation, molecular function: transmembrane transporter activity; protein heterodimerization activity. Gene Ontology annotation, biological process: bile acid and bile salt transport. The record is from RefSeq and is a predicted model, not a curated record. NCBI's taxonomy places the organism in Eukaryota, Metazoa, Chordata, Actinopteri, Osteoglossiformes, Osteoglossidae. The transcript has 6 exons. The coding region runs from base 207 to 1082 and encodes 291 amino acids. Gene Ontology annotation, cellular component: plasma membrane.
AUAGGUCUCCUCCCCCGUGAACUUUGAGAGUUGCUGCCUAGUAGUAGGUUUGCAAUCGCUUUCUGCAGUCAUAUACUCUCUCCACUCAGGCUCUUCAGGCUCCACUCAGACCUGACGCGCUUCAUAAGCUGGAGCACUUCGACAUUUAAGGUGAAGCUCGUUGUCUUCAGAGUUCUUAUUUCAGAAGAUCCACUCGGAUUCAAGGAAUGUCUCUAAGAUGGCUUGUGUUAUCUGUGUUCCUACAAGGCACCAGCAGUUUUAUGAUCUACAACAACAUUCAAGGCUUAUGUUUGCAAGACGUCCCCAAGAACAACACGGUGCAGUUAAAGCGCUGCGAUGUGACCGCGGAUGUUCAGCAGUGGUCCUGGAAAGACCAGCGCAUGUUGGUGAACAAGGUGACGAAGCGGUGCCUGUCAACUCACCCGGUCAGUCCUGUCCUCACUGUGCCGUGUGACAGCAGCCGUAGCGUCUGGUGGAACUGUCACAGUCACAGGCUGAUCAGCCACAAUGAUUCCCUGGAGCUGAGCACAGAUGGAAGAGAUCUGUUCCUGUCUGGAGGGACCAAACUUUCCAAGUGGUGGUCUCUCGAAGUACAGGAUAUCUGCAAGGAGAGGCAGCGAUUUAGAAGGGGAUCCAGUGAGCAUGAUUACUUUGAAGUGAAGGAAGAAGAUUAUGAAAUCACAGACACGGAAGACGAGAGCAUGGCUGACAAACAGAGAGAGUACCUCAGGUGGUAUUACCGCGUAGAGGAUGCCUUACCCUGGAAAUACUCCAUAUUAGCGCUGUCCUCUGUGUCACUCCUCAUUGGCUGUGUGCUGCUAGUUAAGGAUGUAAUGGAUAACAGGACCAGAAAGAAGAGAGCGAAGCACAAAUCUGCGUCGCUCACACCGAACGGGGAGGAGCUCCAGAUCAUGACUGGCAAAAGAGGCUGCGGUGCUCCAGCCCUAGAAAGUGAGCUAAGCAGCAAGCCCCUUCAGGAUGACUAUGAUACAGCAAAGCCAAAGAUGGGAAACCCUGCAGCUGAGUGCGAGGAGACAAAAAGGCUCUCGCUGCAACCAGAGCUUCAGGAAGAGGAUGUGUAAGGGCUCAGCCAGAGCUGCAAACUGGUUCUCUGCUCACAUGCUGCAAGAGCCAUAACAGAUUUUUUUUAAAAAAAAAAAACUUGGGCUACUCAAGAUU